This is a messenger RNA of Formica exsecta, 1306 nucleotides long. Its product is annotated as farnesol dehydrogenase-like. The transcript has 5 exons. The coding region runs from base 34 to 861 and encodes 275 amino acids. Lineage: Eukaryota; Metazoa; Arthropoda; Insecta; Hymenoptera; Formicidae. The record is from RefSeq and is a predicted model, not a curated record.
GGUAAACGUUGAAAAGAGACCAAAGCGCGAUCCAUGAGCAGUCUCUUAACAGUCUUUCGUGAGAUUUCUACCGUGAUGGAUCGUUGGGAAGGAAAAGUCGCUUUAGUCACCGGAGCGAGCUCCGGGAUAGGCGAGCAAAUUGUGAGAGCGCUUGCGAAGAAUGGAAUGAAAGUAAUCGCCGUCGCGAGAAGACUGGAAAAGCUGAAGGAAUUGGCGGCGAGUAUCAAAAGUGAAUUUAAUGGCGAAGUCUAUCCGAUGACAUGCGAUGUCCGACAAGAAGAGGAAAUUCUCAAGGUGUUCAAACGGGCAGAGGAAGAAUUGGGUGGUGUUGAUGUGUUGAUCAAUAACGCUGGCGUACUCUCUAACGAGCCGAUUAUAGAGGGAUCAACAGAGACUUACCGCAAAAUUAUGGAUGUAAAUGUGAUUGCGAUGGCGAUCUGUUCGCGAGAAUUGGUACAAUCUGUCAAAAAGCGCAAGGCUGCAGGUCAUAUCAUUAAUAUUAACAGUAUAGCUGGCCAUUAUGCAGAGACCAUCAAUAUGGCAGUAAGUUUAUAUUGCGCCAGUAAAUAUGCUGUCACUGGAAUGUCAACGAGUCUACGCAAUGAAAUAACAAACGCAAAGCUUGAUAUAAAAGUCACGAGCAUCAGUCCUGGCAUGGUAAACACGGAGAUGUUAAAAACCGCCUUUGGCGAGCUUGGCUUAAGUGAAAAUUUGGAAGGCAUACCGAUACUGGAGAGCACUGAUAUCGCAGAUGCAGUGAUUUAUAGUUUAAAUGUGCCGCACCGUGUGCAGAUAUGUGAAGUCGUGAUAACUCCACACGAAGCUUUAGCUACGAAGAAUCCAAGACCAUACGGAAAAUAAUAGCACGUAUGCUGCAUUAAACCUGGCCUCUUUCUGAAGUUUUCAACGGUCACGCUUUCCUGUAAAACAGAUGGAAUUAAAAGAAGAUUCAAAUAUUAUUUAACUUCCUGGGAAAUAAAAAAAAUGAGUAAUAGAAAAGAAAUAGAAACAGAAAUACUUUUAUAUUCACAUGUAAAUUUUUUCACAAUCGCGAUACUAAGUUUCAUAUCGCUAUAGAAAAUUUGUAAGAAUACAAGGUAGAAUAUUUUGUAGUCAUUAUUUUAAUGUUAAAUAAAAUAACUGUAUUUCUCAGCAAUGUUUACUUACCAAUAUAUAACUGCAUUUGAAAAAUAUGAAAUAUAAAAUUACAAAACAAAACUGGAACAAAUCAUAUUUCCCAAAGAUUAUUUAUAGAAUCAAGUUGAUCUUGUCUGCAAAAAAAAUAAAACUUGGUAAAUUAUGCUGA